AUUGUUUACCCUUUUCUUUUUUCUUUUUUUUUACCCGCCCAGCACAUAAAAGGAGAGGGGCAGAAAGAUUUUCUCUUUCUUAAAUUCAUAUAUAUCUGUCCCCAUGUCAACUGCCUACGGUAAAAUCCCUAAACCCAAAACAAGCACUGACUUGGACUUGAUUUUACCUAUUCAUAAAGUACUUCGAGACGGUACUGAAGCCUACAUUCAAAAGGUCGAUGGAAGUAAUAAAUCCCUUGUUGAUUACUUGCAUGCUCGUUUCAAUGCUGAAAUUGAGGGAGGAUCCACAUAUCCUCAAGAAAAUUUAUUAGAUGAGCAACAAUUUAGAGACUAUUUUCUUGGCUCGGAUGCUUUUGUCAUGUCAAAGACAAGCAUUAUUGAUCCUGAUACUGUUUACGAUUGGAAUGACAAAGUAGUUGGCAUGUUUUAUAUUAAACCCAAUUAUCCCGGUCGUUGUUCUCAUAUCUGUAACGGUGGUUUUUUUGUCAUGGAAACUCAUCGUGGUUUAGGUGCUGGCGUCGUCAUGGGCGAAGCAUUUAAGGUCCUUGUGCCUGCCAUCGGUUAUAAGGCGUCCAUGUUCAAUCUCGUCUUUGAAAAUAACCCCGCUUCCAUCGCCAUCUGGAAAAAAUUAGGUUUUGAACAAGUAGGUCGUGUACCCAACGCUGGUAGAUUGAAAAAUAGCCCUGAUAAACUCGUUGAUGCUCUCAUGUUUUACUACGAUUUUACCAAAUAACGUCCCCACCCCCACCCCUUCUUUCCCUAAAUUAUGCCGCUCUCUUUCUCUUAUUACAUAAACGAUAGACAUAUAUAUAUAUUUGGACUUGAAA
Molecule: messenger RNA, 827 nt
Organism: Mucor mucedo
Lineage: Eukaryota; Fungi; Mucoromycota; Mucoromycetes; Mucorales; Mucoraceae
Exons: 4
Coding region: 104-733 (209 amino acids)
Molecular function (GO): acyltransferase activity, transferring groups other than amino-acyl groups
Source: RefSeq, a predicted model, not a curated record